Dalotia coriaria is the source of this 5729-nucleotide messenger RNA. RefSeq lists its product as uncharacterized. The transcript is spliced from 13 exons. Bases 2322 to 5717 code for a protein of 1131 amino acids. Gene Ontology annotation, molecular function: long-chain fatty acid-CoA ligase activity. The record is from RefSeq and is a predicted model, not a curated record. NCBI's taxonomy places the organism in Eukaryota, Metazoa, Arthropoda, Insecta, Coleoptera, Staphylinidae. Gene Ontology annotation, biological process: long-chain fatty acid metabolic process; fatty-acyl-CoA biosynthetic process.
GACGCGCAGUACGCUCGGCGCGUAUCAAUAUCAAUAGUAAAUAUUAAAAACAUUAUAAAUCCCAGCCGAAUACGAUCGCUUUCGACAGUUGUCAACACACAUCCGCAACGCACUGACUUGAUACUCGUAUGGCAACGCAAGCAGUUACCGAAAUACUCGCUACCGGCGCGUUCAACCAGUCGCGAUCAGCAAUAAUUGAGCGUACUUUUAACAAUCGAGUUCAUCGCGCCGGCGAUACAGCACUUCCAACACAAUCGAAUUUGCAGCGUACUGAAGGCGUAAUCGUGCUGGCGAAAACAACGUGGAUGGGCGGUUUAAAGUCGUUGUUGGAACACAAUCCAUACACGCGCUGGCAUAAUGUAGUUGAUAACAAUUUACGCGUUUGUCCUAAAUUGCAACGAACAACGCGCGGCAGGACACCGGAGUAUUUAGUCAAAUAGUUUAUAACAACUUAACUGUGAUAAUGAAGGAAAACCAGAAAGAAAACCAGAAGUUCACACGUGCAUUGUGUGCAUCAAUGCCGCCAGCUCAGUAUCAGUGAACAUUGACGAGCGCACCCCGCUGAUAAGCAGCAACAGCAGUGCAGGAAGCAGCAGCGGCGGCAACAACAACAUCCGCCGCCCCCAAUACGGCAGCAUUCAUCGGCGCUCAGAGCACAAUCAAUUCAGUUGGUUGCUUGUGACUGCCUUGUUUAUAUUCUUCUUCACUGGCAUCGGCAUUGCCACAUAUCUGCUCUUCAACGAGGGUGUCGUUUUCACACCGGAAAUCUACAAGUUCGUCGGGCGUGAGGAAUGGAACGCAUCAUCGAGCGGCGGGCCGCUGUUUACGAUAAGCGUGCCGGCGGACAGCGUCAUACUCACCGACACGCGCGCAGCGCAUUGUGAUAGAUUACCGGUUUGCGCCGGACUGAUAAAAAACCUUCAGCGUCAAUCGAUGACGGAUAUUAAGUAUAAUUUUUUAAUCGACGACACUGGAACGGUCUAUGAAGGACUCGGAUGGUAUCAGACUCUUGAAGAGCAUGAAGGACGACCAAUUUUUGCACUUAUUGGGAAUUAUAUGACAAGCCCAACUCCAACAAAUGAUCAGAUUGUUGCGUUGAAGAUCCUUUUGAAAUUCGCAGAGGAUCAUCAUGUGCUUAUGCCUUGCAGUGCCUUGAAAGUCGCUGCUGAGGAUGAAAACAAAGCGACUUUGCGUAGCUUGGCGGAGAUGUUACAAGUGGAGGCGUAUAAUGAAUGCAUCGGAUGAUUUGAUGCUCGUUUUGUUUUACUGGGUUAUCGUGACAAUCGACAUCUAAACCAGGAUUGAGUCCAUGAAAUGUCUCAAAUUGUAACAAUUGCAUGAUGCUAAAUAGCAUCAAUUGGAGUGGUGCUCAUUGAUUCAUCUUAAUUUAUUUGUUGGAACUGAAUACAUACUUGUCUACUUGUGAUAAUAAAUUAAUGAAAAUAUUUUUUUUAUUAUUACAAAUCCUUUUAUCGAUUGUGAUUUUUAUUGACGCAUGAUAAGUAUAGAAUUUACUAGAACGACGCGAAUUUACUUACACGACAGAACACUGUGAUGACUGCGCACCAUUAUUUUAUACUGCGACCUACCCGCUUAAAGUAGUGGAGGCAAAGCUGGAGUUAUGUGUAUGUGGUGUUCACGCACUGCUUGAACGGACAGAGGGGGGAAAAGGACUUUGACAAAGCUGUACUUUGAGAUUAGUUGUAGUAAAGAUAGUAACUAUAUUAACAAAAGUGCGAAUUUAAACAAAAUUGCUGUUUUAAAAGCAUCGUGGGUGAAUAAAUGUAUCAAUGAUAAAACGCUUUGCUAUAUAACGCACAAUACGCACAAAACGCGCUCCUAUAAAAUUGUUACGACCACCUUUUGGUUAUUAUUGUUGUGAUAAGAUAAAACUAUUACCAAUGGGCGUAGUAAUAUUUACCAUCAGCAGACGUUCAAGGCGAUACUAACUGCUUUUGACCUUUUAGCCCAAAAACGACCGUGAUUAGGUUUAGUAUAUAUUCAAUAAAUUUAGUAUUCCUCCGAACUUCAAAGAAGCAGCUACUUUCCUACAGAAAACCUCUUCUAUGUCAGAAGUCCUAACCGACGAGAACGACAACAAAAUUUGCUGCUUGGAAAAAUUAUAAAUCUCCCACUAAAAUUGCUUGUUUAUCCACUUGAAGCCAAUCAACCUACAUUGCGCUUAAUAAAUGCUAUUAUCGCAAGUGGACGUGGAACAACACUGGUCAAACUGGUAUUUCUUCUUGUCUCAAUCACUCUUUGUGCUAUUAUUCUUUAUAAAUUAAAACAGCUUGUUCACGGUUUGCACUACUUAUAUUAAAAUGGAAGAUCAAUUCCAAUACAAUGAGAAUACUUACGAGCUCUUUGUCAAGAAAGCAACCGAGUUCAAGCCGUACCCCGGUGGUGUCGGCAAAUUUUACUAUGAUCGACUCGUCCAAAUUGCCACACAAGAUGAAACCAUUGUUGCACAGAUUGAUGCUGCAACAGGCACAACACAAACAUUCAAGCAACUUCUGGAUGCAUCAAAAAAACUAGCGCAAUACAUGCGUUCAGUUGGAAUAAAACCAGGAGACAACAUCACAAUGUGCUCAUACAAUCACAUAAACAGUGAAGUUGUAAUGGUUGCUGCAUUAUUUGUUGGUGCUGUCAUGUCCUCAACUGAUCCAAUGUUGUCAGUGGAAGAUUCUAAAUAUUUACUGAACAUGGUCAAACCAAAACUGCUCUUUGUUUCGGAUGGAUCUGAGGAGCUAAUUGAAACUUGUGUUGAUGCAAUUCAAUUAAAAACAGAGAUCAUAUCAGUUUCUUUAAGUUCUCAUAAUGAAUAUGACACUAUUGAACAGAUCUUGAAAAGAACGACAAUGGAGAAAGAUUUUGAACCAUUUCUCGUCGAAGAUUUAAGCACAAUAUGUUCAAUUCUUUUUAGCAGUGGCACUACAGGACUUCCAAAGGGAAUUUGUUUAAGUCACAAUACUAUUUUGGCUCCUCUAUCAAUAUUUCCCGCAGUAAUAUUAAACUGGGUAAUAUUGAACUAUGCAACGUUCUAUUGGAUUUCUUGCGUGUUCAACCUGGCAAUGUCAAUACAAAUGGGUUCCGCAAGAUUAUUAAUAAAACAAUUUAAAAAGGAAAAUCACUGGGCUAUUUGUGCUAAAUAUAAUGUGGUAUACAUGAUUCUGUCCAAUACAAUAUUCAUGGAAGCAGGAAAUUAUCUCCCUGACAAUUCUGAACUACCCAGUCUCAAAUUUGUUGUUAUUGGAGGUGGAAUAGUCCCAGAAAAGGUCUUAACCACCUAUUAUGAGAAGUUGCCCAAUGUACAAGUAGGAUAUUUGUAUGCUUUGACAGAAGCAGGUCUUGUAGCAAAGUAUGAAGUUGGAGAUAAAAUUGGUUCAAACGGUAGACCUGUUGCAGUCAAUCAAACUAUACGGAUUGUAGAUCCAAACACUGAAGAAAAUCUUCCCUUGACUCAAACCGGCGAGAUACGUGUGAAGCAAGCAUACCAAAUGGCAGGUUAUUACAAGAUGGACUCCAAGGACGCGUGGGACGCGCAAGGAUUUCUAAAAACUGGCGAUUUGGGAUAUUUAGAUAAGGAAUACAAUCUUUAUGUCGUGGACCGCAUUAAAGAGAUGUUCAAGUAUCGCAGUUGGCAUGUCGUGCCAGCUAAGAUUGAGAAUGUGCUUAGUUCACAUCCGGAUGUACUUUACGCUAUCGUCAUUGGCAAACCUACAUAUAACGAGGAUGAAAAUCAUGCGAUGGCGAUCGUUUGUCUGCAUGAGAAAGCACAGACUAGCGCUGCAGAGUUAGAGGCUUUUGUUAAUCAGCGAAUGGAUAAUUUAAAUCAAAUUCGUGCUGGUGUCAAAAUCAUUGACAGAAACGAGAUUGAGUUUACGCCUACAGGGAAAAUUAACCGAAGAUCUUUAAAGAGUAAAUUUAAAUCGAGGAGACAGAGGAAGUGCACACUCUAUAAAGAUGAUUCACUUUAUUAUAUAAACGUAUUGUGCCCCAAUUUGUUGGUUUAUUCCUGUUUUCCCGUCUGGCAUUAUCAAAAUGGGUCAAUAUUUUUAAUCAACGCAAAAUUUCUUAUUAAAUCUAAAUUAUUUUGUUAUUUAGAUAAAUUCCAAUAUAAUGAGCAAUCUCACGAACUCUUCGUCAAGAGAGAAACCGAAUACAAGCCAAACCCAGGAGGUCUCGGCAAAUACUAUGAUCGACUCAUUCAAAUCGCCACCCAAGAUGAAACCAUUGUUGCUCAGAUUGAUGCAUCAACAGGCACAACACAAACAUUCAAGCAACUUCUGGAUGCAUCAAAGAAACUAGCGCAAUACAUGCGUUCAGUUGGAAUAGAACCAGGGGACAACAUCACAAUGUGUUCAUACCAUCACAUAAACAGUGAAGUUGUAAUUAUUGCUGCAUUAUUUGUUGGUGCAGUCGUGUCCUCAACUGAUCCAAUGAUAUCACUGGAAGAUUCUAAAUAUUUACUGAAUAUGGUCAAACCAAAACUGCUCUUUAUUUCUGAUGGUUCUGAAGAGCUAAUUGAAACUUGUGUUGAUGCAAUUCAAUUGAAAACAAAGAUCAUUUCAGUUUCCUUGAGUUCUCAUAAUGAAUAUGACACUAUUGAACAGAUUUUGAGCAACACAACAAUUGAGAACAAUUUUAAACCGUUUCUUGUUGAUGAUUUGAGUACAGUUUGUUCAAUUCUGUUUAGCAGUGGAACAACAGGACUACCAAAAGGAAUUUGUGUGACCCAUAAUACUAUUUUGGCUCCUCUAUCAAUAUUUCCUGCAGCAAUAUUAAACUGGGUGAUAUUAAAUUAUGGAACGUUCUAUUGGAUCUCUUCCGUGUUCAACCUGGCAAUGUCAAUUCAAAUGGGAUCCGCAAGAUUAUUAGUAAAGCAAUUUAAAAAAGAUGCUCAUUGGUCAAUUUGUGCAAAAUAUAAUGUGGUCUACAUGACUCUAUCCAAUACAAUCUUCAUGGAAGCAGGGAAUUUUCUCCCUGACAACACUGAACUACCCAAACUCAAAUGUGUUGUUGUGGCAGGUGGAUCAGUCCCAGAAAAUGUUUUCACCACCUAUUAUAAAAAGUUGCCCAAUGUACACGUAGGAUAUUUGUAUGGUUUGACAGAAGGUGGUCUUGUAUCAAAGUAUGAAGCUGGAGAUAGAAUUGGUUCAAAUGGUAAACCUGCUGCCCUCAAUCAAACUAUCAGGAUUGUAGAUCCAGAUACUGAAGAAAAUCUCCCCUUGACUCAAACGGGUGAGAUUCGAGUGAAGCAAGCACAUCAAAUGGCAGGUUAUUACAAGAUGGACUCCAAGGACGCGUGGGAUUCCCAAGGAUUUCUAAAAACUGGCGAUUUGGGAUAUUUAGAUAAGAAUUACAAUCUUUAUUUCGUGGAUCGUAUAAAAGAGAUGUUCAAGUAUCGCAGUUGGCAUAUCGUGCCUGCGAAGAUUGAAAAUGUGCUUAGUUCUCAUCCGGAUGUACUUUAUGUAAUCGUCAUUGGCAAACCUACAUAUGACGAGGAUGAAAAUCAUGCGAUGGCGAUCGUUUGUUUACAUGAGAAUGUACGUACUAGCGCUGCGGAAUUGGAGACCUUUGUUAAUCAACGAAUGGAUAAUUUAAAUCAAAUUCGUGCUGGUGUCAAAAUCGUUGAUAGAAACGAGAUUGAGCUUACGCCUACUGGGAAAAUUAACCGAAGAUCUUUAAAGAGUAAAUUUGCUUUGUUAUUGUUAUGAGGUCACAAUUGU